AUGGAUAGAGGGGAGUAUGAGACACUAUAUGCCAGAUCUGUAGAGGACAAUGAGGGGUUUUGGAAAGAGCAAGCAGAGAGGUGUUUGGUGUGGGACAAGAUGUUCAGUAGAGUGCAUGAGGGCCCGUUUGAGGAAUCGAAGUGGUUUGAGGAUGGCAUGCUGAAUGCAUGCUACAACUGCAUCGAUAGACAUGUGGAAAGCAAUCCGGGCAAGAUUGCAAUUGUGUACAAUCGAAAUGAUGGGAAAUCCGAGUCGUACACUUUUAGAGAGGUUCUUGAUGAGGUUAUGAAAAUAGCCACUGUGAUGAAGAAUGAAGGGCUUUGCAAAGGAGAUACUGUUGCAAUACAUAUGGCAAUGUCACCUCAGGCUGUUUUUUCGGCCUUAGCAUGUGCACGUCUUGGAUUGGUUCACAAUGUGAUAUUUGGGGGAUUCAGUGCUGAUAGUGUUGCGCUUCGCCUAGAGGACUCGAAUGCCAGGCUUCUGAUUGUGCAGGACGCAGUAGAGAGAUCAUCGUCUGUUAUAGGCUUUCUUGGGACCACAAAGGAUGUUCUCUGCAGAAGGCCGAUCCCCGCACUUGUGUUUAAUGUGCAUUACACAAGAGAUAAUAUAAUGAGUGAGUUAGGAAAUAUCGAAAGCAAAGUGAUUGUCUGGUCGGAUGUGAUGAAUCAAAGCGUGGAGUAUAUUCCGUGCGUUUCUGUUGGUGCAGAAGAUCGAAUGUUUUACUUGUACACCAGCGGAAGCACUGGGAGGCCGAAGGGAAUUAUCCACACAACUGCGGGCUAUCUAUUGUAUGCAACGCUUACAUCUAAGGUUUGCUUUGAUUUGAGAGAGAGUGAUGUGUUUGCAUGCACAGCAGAUGUUGGAUGGAUAACGGGGCAUACAUAUGUGAUAUACGGGCCACUUUCUAAUGGAGUGACCACGGUUGUGUUUGGAGGCACACCUGUGUAUCCAUCGUAUUACAGGCUCUUUGAGAUGAUUGACAGGCACAAGAUAACGCAGCUGUAUACAGCGCCCACAGUCAUUCGAACGCUUAGGAAGUAUUUUUCGACGAAUCCUCUGCAGCAUAGCUAUGACUUGUCGAGUCUGAGAAUACUCGGGUCCGUUGGAGAGCCUAUCAAUAGAAAGGCGUAUACAUGGUUUAGCGCGAAUUUUAACAACUGCCCGGUGGUGGACACAUAUUGGCAGACAGAAUCAGGAGGAGUGCUUAUUGCACCGAUUCCAUUUGUGGUGGAUAAAAAGCCUGGAUGUGCGUGUCUUCCGUUUUUUGGGCAGGAUGUUUUGAUCGCGAAAACAUCGUCUAGCCAAAUGAAUGUUAGUGAGGCUGAAUCUAACGAGCUGGGGCACGUACUUCUCCGGAUGUCUUGGCCAAGCAUAGCAAGGGGAAUUCUUGGCGACUUUGAAAGGUUCAAGAAUGGAUAUUUCUGCUAUAAUGGAUAUUACUUUACUGGGGACGAAGGAUACAAGGAUUCUGAGGGGCAUGUGUGGAUUAUGGGAAGGGCUGAUGAUGUAAUAAAUGUGUCUGGGCAUCGAAUAAGCACUGCAGAGAUGGAGAAUGCAGCAUGUAUGGAUCCGUGUGUGGCAGAGUCUGCUGUUGUUGCAGAAGAUGAUGAAAUAACAGGGCAAGCGCUUUGCUUCUUCGUAGUAUUGAAGAGCAGGGAGAUUUCUGACGAAAAGGUGAAAAAAUCAUUGAGGGGAACACUGAGAUGCAAAGUUGGAAGAUUUAUAAAUCCAAAGAGUAUUUUUGUGUGUAAGGAGAUUCCAAAAACAGCAAGUGGAAAGAUCAUGAGAAGAGUUCUCAGGGCGAUUUUAGUGGGAGAGCCAAUAGGAGAUGUUUCCACCUGUAUCAAUCCAAGUGCGAUUGAGGGCCUGAGGGAAGCAAUGUUUUCAGAGUAA
Messenger RNA from Ordospora pajunii, 1893 nucleotides. RefSeq names its product acetyl-coenzyme A synthetase. Gene Ontology annotation, molecular function: acetyl-CoA synthetase activity. Gene Ontology annotation, biological process: acetyl-CoA biosynthetic process. The record is from RefSeq and is a predicted model, not a curated record. NCBI's taxonomy places the organism in Eukaryota, Fungi, Microsporidia, Ordosporidae. The coding region runs from base 1 to 1893 and encodes 630 amino acids. The transcript has a single exon.